Messenger RNA from Cucumis melo (muskmelon), 915 nucleotides. RefSeq lists its product as uncharacterized. The record is from RefSeq and is a predicted model, not a curated record. Lineage: Eukaryota; Viridiplantae; Streptophyta; Magnoliopsida; Cucurbitales; Cucurbitaceae. The transcript has 4 exons. Bases 366 to 704 code for a protein of 112 amino acids.
UUUUCAAAUUUGUUCAUCAUCAUUUUUCGGAUUUUCCAUCUUCUUCCCACUCAGAAUUUCUCACCCAUUUAAUUCUCGUCUUGUUUUCUGUCAUCUGUUUCUCUUCAUUCUUAAAUUUUGUCAGUAGAAUUGACUUCUUUCUCAUUCUCCACUAAUUAGCUUCCAUGGUGGAUCGAACUCCAUUACUUUUCUUGAUUCUCUUCUCUUUCCAUAUUCCUUUUCAGUUUUCAAUCCUUUCGAAACUGGGCCUUUAAAAAGUCAUGAAACAGGACAAUUUGCUCAUCAUUUCAGAUAUUAUAACUGUGUUCUACGAAGUGGGUGAGAAAAAAAGUUUAAAAGUUGGGUAAUCUUCCAGAAACGUUUCUAUGUGCUUCAAUUCACAAAUCCAUUUACCAGUAUAUAUAUGUGAGUCACAAGUGGAUGAAGAUCAAAACUGUGUAAUGAAAAUGGCAGACCAAACCCAACACUUGGUUAUGAGUUUUCUCCUCGUCUCUUUACUGAUCAUCUUCUUCAAUACCGUCUCUGCAUCAAGGGCUACAUUUAUGGUCCACCUUGGUCAAGACUUUCCAGCUUCCCAAGCUGCAAACCAGAAGAAUCAGCCGCCGGAGAAUUUGUGGAAUGGCAGAAUGGAUUUGCAGUUCAAUGACUAUCAAAUAUUUGGAGCUAACCCUCGCCAUACUCCAAAGCCAACAGGGAAAGUUUAAUAGAAUGAACGUUCAUCAAGAUAGCUUAUGUGAACUCUUUUAACUUAAUCGUAGAAAUAUCCAAUUGGGCAGUUUUAAGUAUAGAUAAUGGGGACCUGAAUUGUUCUUAUGGCUUAAAGUAGAGAAAGUUGGAUGAUCCGACUGAAAUUUUGUUGAAAAUCCCCAAAAGAAUCACAAAUCUAUUCGGUUUUCGAGAAUUGUUUUACUUAAA